AUGGCCGAUACAAUCGUUGGUAAGGAAGUGCGAUUCCUGACCCUUAAUACAUGGGGUCUCAAGCUUGUGUCGAAAAAAAGAGUGGAGAGAUUGCGUGCAAUAGCUGAGAAACUUGGAGGUGAUCCAUCUGCGGAUCAUCUGAUCAGUAUUGACUCUCAAUCUAGUGUUGGGAGUCGUGAGCGACAAGUGGAUGAUUAUGACAUCGUAGCAUUGCAAGAAAUAUGGUGCAAAGACGAUUGGGAUUAUAUUGUCAAAAAAUGUCAGCACAAAUAUCCGUACUAUCGUAUUUUCCACUCUGGAAUUAUUGCAGGUCCGGGUCUUGCGAUUCUGUCUAAAAUUCCCAUUGAUUCUACUUUUCUAUAUCGAUUCCCGAUCAAUGGGAGACCUAGUGCGUUUUUUAGAGGCGACUGGUAUGUGGGAAAGUCGGUGUCUGUGACGCUUUUGCGUCCUGUAGAUUCCAACAGCUUUCCACUCGCCAUUCUGAACAGUCAUAUGCACGCGCCAUACGCAAGACGUGGCGAUGCUGCUUAUUAUUGUCACAGGUCCUGUCAGGCAUGGGACUUCAGCAAACUCGCUAAUCUAUACAAACAGGCAGGGUACGCCGUCGUUGUUGUUGGAGAUCUGAAUUCCAGGCCAGGAUCUUUGCCGCAUAAAUUUCUUACCAAGGAAACCGGACUGGUCGAUUCUUGGGAGCAGUUGCAUGGCAGUCAAGACCUCAAACAGAUUGCCAAAAUGACUCCGCUAAAUCAAAUAAAAUACGGUGGUACGACAUGCGACUCGACGUUGAACACGUGGCGCUCAAUGCGUCAGCCUGACGAAGCCUGCAGGCUGGAUUAUGCCCUUAUAGACCCCAACCGCCUUCAGACUAUUGAUGCUCAAGUGAGAUUUACAGAACGCAUUGCAACGAUCGGAAGCUUUUCUGAUCAUUUUGCAUAUUUUUGCACUUUGCGCAUGAUUCCAAAAAGUGCAUCUGAUCAUACCUCAUCCGAUUCGAAAGAAUUGUUGAUAGGACGGCUGGCAAAUUACGAAGAAAUGUUGAAAGUUAUUUCGAGAUAUAAGCGUGUCGCGAAAGCACAAAAAUUUUGGAGAGGAUGUCACUUUUGGGUUUCUAUCUUCUUCAUUAUAGCGGCGCACGUCGUUACAACCUUUACGUCGGAGCGUGCAUGCUGGUCGUCGGUUUUUUGGGUGUUUUUCACGAUGUUUGUCACCGCCACUGGCCUGAUUGACGGUCUAAUUUCCUUUCUGUUCGGUAAAAAAGAGAUACGAGCACUAAAUGAAGUUUAUCAGGAAAUCGUCGACAUGAGACGAAGCACUUUAGAGCGUCUGGAUAUCAAAUCAUGA
This is a messenger RNA of Lachancea mirantina, 1341 nucleotides long. Lineage: Eukaryota; Fungi; Ascomycota; Saccharomycetes; Saccharomycetales; Saccharomycetaceae. The record is from the annotation of a GenBank genome assembly.